Messenger RNA from Podarcis muralis (Common wall lizard), 8802 nucleotides. RefSeq names its product neurocalcin delta (gene NCALD). NCBI's taxonomy places the organism in Eukaryota, Metazoa, Chordata, Lepidosauria, Squamata, Lacertidae. Gene Ontology annotation, biological process: calcium-mediated signaling. Gene Ontology annotation, molecular function: tubulin binding; actin binding; calcium ion binding. The record is from RefSeq and is a predicted model, not a curated record.
UGGAGCCACGCUUCCGCCCAGCUUCCCCAAGGCUUUAGGUCGAGGCUUUCAGUGCGCGCUCAUGAAAUUGCCUUCCUGAUCCGAUUAAAGAGCCCACUUUGGCCGAGGGCUCUCUUUUUACGCUGCGCCUUGGCGGCGCUUGCCCGAAGGGGGCCCCGAUCCUCGGCUUCCUCUCCCAGGUUACGGGCUAGACUGCAACCUGAGCAGGGGGUUCCUCGGGAGGAAGUCCCGUUGAAUGCCCUGGGAGGGAACUUCUCAGGGAGCGCAAGUGUAAGGAGGCACCACCGGCUGAUGGGGAAAGGAAGAAGAUUAGCACAACAAACGCUGAGAGCUGCAUUCUCUCCCCUUCCCCGAUAAGAUCCCGACUCCAACAUGGGGAAACAGAACAGCAAGUUGCGCCCCGAAGUCAUGCAGGAUUUGCUAGAAAGCACAGAUUUUACAGAACACGAAAUCCAGGAAUGGUACAAAGGCUUUCUGAGAGACUGUCCAAGCGGACAUUUGUCCAUGGAGGAGUUUAAGAAAAUCUAUGGGAAUUUUUUCCCUUACGGGGACGCUUCUAAAUUUGCCGAACACGUCUUCCGCACGUUUGAUGCGAACGGCGACGGAACGAUAGACUUCAGAGAAUUUAUCAUUGCCUUGAGCGUAACAUCCCGAGGGAAACUGGAGCAGAAGCUGAAGUGGGCAUUCAGCAUGUAUGACCUGGAUGGAAACGGCUACAUCAGCAAGGCGGAGAUGUUGGAAAUAGUUCAGGCAAUCUACAAGAUGGUUUCUUCGGUUAUGAAGAUGCCAGAAGACGAAUCGACACCCGAGAAAAGAACAGAGAAAAUCUUCCGCCAGAUGGACACCAACCGGGACGGAAAACUUUCUCUGGAAGAGUUUAUUCGAGGAGCCAAGAGUGACCCAUCCAUCGUCCGUCUCCUUCAGUGUGACCCCAGCAGCGCUGGGCAGUUCUAAAACAGUUGCUUGGAUUAUUUCAUGUCUCUGGGGGUUUUUUUUUGGUUUCUUUUCUCUCUCUCUCUCUCUUUUUUUGCCAAAACAACAUUCAUGGUGGCAUUGCCUCUGUCUGGCCAACUAUGCCUUCUUUUGUGGCACCUUUCGCUUUUGUUGUGGCAGAUCAGGUAGAAGUUGUGCUAGGAAAACACUCUCCCAAAUGCAUACAGAGAGAGCUGCCCACACAACUAUGUCAGUUUUCAAAUGGUUGUCACAAUCUGCGCGGCCUGGUCCUCAAUCAGUUUGCCUGGGAGCAAAUCCCACUGGGUUUGAACAGGACUUCCUUCCAAGCAUGCUUAGGAUUGAAGCCUUAAGUUUUGAUUUGUCCGUCAAUUCCAAGCUAAAAAAAGAGAAAUGUGGAAGGGACGAGAGCCCUUUGCCAGAAGUAUGUAGGGUUCUGAGACAUACAUGGAGUAGUGCGCAAGAAACGUCUACCGUGUUCCCUUCAGUGCUGGGGAAUGCCGAAGAACAUUCUCUGGCAUUGCAGCAAAUGAAGAAGCCUCUUUCAGAGCUCCAUGUGUGCACCAGUGAUGCUAGUGGCAGGGUUUGGAUCACAGUCAGACCAAGUAAUUUAACAUUCCUGGCGGCAUUCAGCUACGUUUUAAUCAGAAUGGACCCACUGAGAUUCAUUGAAUUGUAGAGUUGGGAGAGACCCCUAGGGUCAUCUAGUCCAAGCACCCGCAACGCAGGAAUCACAACAAAAGCAUCCCUCACACAUGUCCCUCAAACAUCUGCUUAAAAACCUCCAGUGAAGGGAGAGUCCACCACCUUCCGAAGGGGUCCACACCAACAUCAAAUAGCUCUUGCCGUCUGAAAGGUCUUCCUAAUAUUUAGUCAGAAUCUCCUUUCUUGUCAUUUGAAUUGAUUGGUUCGGGUCUUGCCUCCUGGAGCAGGAGAAAACAAGCUUCCAACUUCCAUGUGAUCCCCUUCAGAUAUUUGAAGAUGGCUAUCGUAUCGCCUCCUUUUCUCCAGGCUUAACUAUUCUUCACAAGGCUUGGUUUCUAGAGCCUUGAUCAUCUUGGUCACCUAACAUGACUAAUGUUCAUUCCUUUCCAUGGGUCUACCCCGAGUAAAGCGUAGUUGAAUGCCACCGUCUGUCUCCAUGUUAUGCUAGAGGUGGGCUGCUGCAACAAACCUCUGUAAGGUCCCUGCUUAUCUCUAAUAAAAUUACCUGUGGUCACUGCUUAGAGGUAAGCAUGAAGGUUUCUAGAGUUAAACGCAGCCCUUAGUUCCUAGUACAGCAGCCAAAUGAGUUCUGUGCACAAAUCCCAAGUAAUGUGUGCCUGGCAGGUGUGAUAUUUGCUGUUCUAAUCAUUCAGCCUCAAUAAACACAAUCAGGGGGACCAUUUGAUACAUUGGGUGUAGAUUUAACCCAUGGACAAUUCCUUUUAGCGGCCAAGGUGCGAGUUAGAGGAGAAGGCAGGGGGGGGGGGAACGAUAGACACCAGUGCUACCAUGACACACACAAAGGACAGCGCACCUUGCCUAUCGGUGAUGCCUCCACAGCGCUGGGGAGCUCUGAAUGCUUCUGUAUGAUGAAGGUGCGGUGGGUGGGGGAGAGAGAAGAAAGGUUGUUCAGCUGCCUUCUCUGGGUGAUGCGACUGCAUUUCUUCUUAAAAGGAGGACAUGCAUUUGGAGAGAGGGCAGAAGAAAAUGCCACACAGCAGUUGUGAUGCUGGCUGUUGGUUACCAUUGGGAUCAGGGAAGGCAACUUGUGUAUGUGGGAAACUUGAAUUGAGGAAAUCCAACCCUUGGGGGAAAGUGAAAGUUUUGGUGGGCUGAUGAUAAAGAAGAAGCACCUACAACUCAAAGGCCACUUUCAGGGAAGAGAGCAACAAGGAAAUGGCAGGAUUUGGUGGUUGGAAGACAGAGAAAUCUUGGAGGUGUCCUUUUUCUCUUCCUUCUUAUAGACAGAAGAAAGUUGACAAGAGUCAGGUGAUAUGCCAGCAAACAUGUGUUUCCUAAACACAUGCCUGCCAAACUUUGGGAAAGCAGGAUGCAGUUUUUAGGGGGAGAAUAGCUUAACUCUCCUUGCACUUGCCAAUUCUCCCCUACAAACGCUCCUCCAAGGUCGUAGAAAUCAUAGCGUCAGGAAGAGGCACCUUGGAGGUCAUAUUGUCCAACUCCCUGCUUCUGCAGAGCAGAAUGCAGCUCAUCAUCUCUGCCAGAUGUUCACCCAGUCUCUGCAUCAAUACCUCUAGCAAAGAAGAGCUUGUUGCCUACUGAGGCAGGCUGUUCCGCUGUUCCAUUUCCCCAUGCCUUCUUCUGGUCUUGGAACCAGAUUGGCAGAAGAACAGUGGGAUCAAUAGGGCAGCAUUUGCAAAGGAGAAUCAGCAGGGUUAAAUUCCCCACCCCCACCCCCACCCGCACACCACUUCCCUCCUGCAAAUGCCCUGCGCCUGCAUCAGAGAUAAACUCAGUACUGGGAACCUGGUGUUUGAUUUGUAACGUGGUUCUGUCCUGAAGAAGCAGCAGGAAAACCCCCCACAAACUUGCAUGUGGAAGAAAAGCAGUGGAGGAGUCACUUCAGGUUGAGCACUCAAAAUCACAGCACAAUUUGAGCAGCUGACACGGAGGGAAGCAUAUUGAUUUGGGUGCGGUUUGGUUUCACAAUUGCAGAGGGGAGAAAACUCACCAACCAGGUGCCCCUUUCUCCUUGGGUGUCCACAUUGUAAAGUGGUCUUGUGAAAUGGCUAGGUUUGUUUUGGUUUCUGGUUUUCACGUGAUCUCGCCAUGUGGUUGCACUUUCACAACACCAUCUGAAUCACACCUCAGAAGUGGCUGUGUGAAUCAGCCUCAAAACUUAUCUAUAUCCUGGGUUGGUUGGUUUUUUUAGGCAGGGCACACCUGGGACCAUGGGAAAACGCUAGCAUCCCAUACUGUUCAGAUAUUAAAUUGUAGGAUUCAUGCAUCAGUACACCACCAUGGUCUGUACUGAAACAUGGAAAUGGUGCCAUUUGUGAUAUAUUUAUAUAUACUUAAAUAUAUAUUAAAAUAUUUUUUUAAAAUAUAAAAAAACUAUAGGAGAAAGAUGUUGGACUUUUAUCUCUUUUUUUGCUUUCUUUUGCCUGAAGGCAAUUGAUUAUUUUGUUUUUCCUCUUCUUCUUCUUUAGACCUCAGAUAGUUAGAUGGGGAAAAGCAGAAUCAAAAUAAUAAGCACAAUUUAAGCUCACAAACAAGAAUACGGAAACCCACCAGUUGUUCUGGAAAAGGGUUAGAGGAACCUGUGCCCCCCCCAUUUUUUGGUUAGAUUCCAAGUCCUGUUCAUCCCAGCCAGCAUGGCCAAUGGUUAGGGAUGAGGGGAGUUGCCACUUGAUCAGCAUCUACAUUGCACCAGAAUGAAGGUUGGCAGAAGGUAGAUCAGGAACUGUCAGUUGAUCUUGGGGUGAUUUGCAGGAGAUUGGCAAGUGUUUCUUCUCUCCCAACGGUUUGUUUAACAAUAGCAAAGGCCAGCAUGACCCUCUCCUGCAGCCCCACCUGAAAUUAGGCUGUUUUGAUGAAUGAAGCUUAAAGAGAAGGCAGCUGUGAAUCCCUCUGUGUGUGAAAGGGCUGUGAGAUCAGUCCCUGGCCCUUAACCCAAAGCAUACAGAAGCCUAGCCAACGCUCCAUUUUGUGCCAGCGGAUGGACCUCCCAAGUUCCAGUAAAAAUGAAAUAGACCCAUCAAGCCUCAAGCUCAAAGCCAUCUGGCCAGCUGUUCUGAUGCAGGGUAAGGGAAUAGAGCUGCUUGUUGAUGGGAACAUCCACAGGGCUCCACGGGUGCUACAUGGGAGCGCUUGCAUCUGCAAGGGCUACAUCUUUUGCUCUGGCACCUAGAGGGAAGAAUGCCAGGGUGGGUUGCAUCUCCAGGUGUGAUGGGGGAGCUAGCAGAGUGCUGUCUGCAGGCUGACGGGGGUCUCCUUUGAGAACUGUAUGCACAAUGGGGGUGUAAGCUGGCAAUGGCUCCUCUCCCUUCAGACUCUCACAGUUGCUUAGCUAGGAAAACGAGAACCCCAAACUCUGCACCACUUGGGUCACAGGGCCGCCAUUUCACGUCACAGUGGAGGAGAGAUUCCCAGCAGAAACGAAAGCAGUGAGUUUUAGGAACAUUUGUUGCGGCCACAGAGUACCUUGCAAGAGAACCACAGCUAUGUUAUUAACAAAAGCAAAGUGGGCAUUGCCUACCUUCUUAAGUGAGGGAUUCUUUUAUUGCUUCUGACUUGCAAACCUAAUCCAUGGGUCCAUUUCAUUGAUGUGAUAACAAAGGCCAGUGAACUGGUCCGAUAGAGGUGCUCCUGAGGAAUAGUCCAAUGGGAUCUAAAACAGGGCACCUGCCUUUCAUUUCCCCCCUCCCCAUAUGCCAAUCUGGCAGACUUUUGAGAUAGUUUGUCACUUAUUGAGGCUAUGUAUCUAUACAUAGUGCACUGAGAGGAGGAGGAGAAAGGGCUUCCUGGGAUUUGUCAAAAGUAACCUUGUGGAGACAGAGCGCAGCUGAGCCUUAAUGCAAAGCAAGGUUAGUUCUGCUGCUGCUAACAUUACAUGGUCUAACUUGGAGUAUAAGCAGCAACUAUUGUUGACUAGAUGUUUAGUGAGACUGGCAGUGAUCCUUUGUACCAUGUGGGUAGCAGAACAUAUAUUCACUCCCAAAGCAACCAAAUCCCCGAAGAGAUGUCCCAGUGCAAUGUGUUCUUCUCUACCAUCCAAGCUGCCUACUGGCUGUUUAUCAGAGCCAAAACAAGGCUUCUCCCGACGAUUCCUGUCUAGAAAUAACUAACAAGGUGAUAGUCAAGUCAUACUAAACCACGGGUGUCAAACACAAGGCCCGCGGGCCGAAUUCGGCCCGCCAGACCUCAUCAUGUGGCCCGUGUAGCCGCCGCUGGACACCAGCCUUCACCUUUUAUUCUCGCUUUUUUUUUUUUUGACACAAGAAAGCCACCUCUUCAGCGCAUGCGCGGCAGCCUGCAAGCCAGAGAACGCCUGCCCUCUAGCAGCGCUGGCCGUUCUCCACAGGAAACCUCCACUUUACAUGCAUUCAUGUAAAGUCCUACAGAUACAACCGGCCCUUUGAGGGUGACCAAACUGCUGAUGCGGCCCCCGAUAAAUUUGAGUUUGACACCCCUGUACUAAACUAAGGCAACUCCUGUGCCCUUAACCUAAGGGGCCAUGUCAAAAUUACUCAACGGUAUAGCUAGGGGACGUUCCCCAAAUACCCAUCACAGAUACAUCCACAUGAUAUAAUCCUCGGCCUUGCUGGUUCCAAAUCAUUCUUUUGCCAGCAGCUUGUGGCCAUGUGACUCCAGAAUAGGGUUGCCACCUGUCCUGUGUAAUACAGGAUCUUCCUGUAUUUCAGUGUAAAAUGCCAUGUCCUAUGUUGAUUCAAUACAAGACACUAUUUGCCCUGUAUUUCCUUUAUUUCUGUUCUGUUGUGCUCUUUUGCUUUCACUCCCUUGGCCAAGUUAAGGAUCUCCCCCCCCCCCCCGCCUCUCCCUCUUUCUUGGCCAUGUUAGGGUUCUUCUCCACAUGCCCCCCUCUGCUACUGCAGGGAAGGCAUGGAUCCAGGUGGUUUUUCUUUGGUCCCGCCAUUUUCCCUGGGAAAACCCACUGUUUCCCCCUGAAUCGAAACAAAGGUAAAUUGGGUUUUAGACAGAUUGACAGUGCUUCCGAUUCAGCAGUAAAUGGAGGGUUUACCAGGGGAAAGGAAUGAGACAAAAAAGCAAAACUGCUCAGACCCCAGCCACUGCCCUGUGCCUAGAAAUUGUGGCACGAACAGAAGUCUGAGUGAGCCCCCAGGCGUGUCAUGAAGCACACGUCAUUGCUUCCAAUAGCUAACUGGCUUGUAAAGUCAUUUUUAGUGGCCACACACAAAUUGACACUGGUAUAAUUCUAAAGGAAUAGUUUGCAUGGAGCAAGAAGCAAGGCAUUAGCGUAUAUAUGUAUAGAUAUCAUUGCAGUUACGUUGUGUGUGUGUGUGUGUGUGUGUGUGUGUGUGUGUGUGUGUUUUGGUAGCCGUUACUGUAGUCGCUGGGAAAUUCUCUCUUUGAAAUUCCCACUGCCUCGCAUAGCUUGCAUGCAGCAAUGGUAACCUAUUAGGCAACCGUUACUUGGAUGGUACCACAGGGCGUGACUUGAGCAUAGAUAGCCAUUUCAUAUAACGUAGGGCCAGAAACACACCUUUCAUUAUUUUUAUGUCUUGAAAACUUGUACGACUGUUAUGAAAUAGUAAGAGUUUGGCCCAUCCUGUUUGAUAAAAUCUUGAGAGAUGUUCCCGACUGCAGAGUCCUGGGUUUGGGCAUAUUGCUUAGUAUACAGAGAGUGAUUGCCUCUGAACCUUCCGCCAGUGUCUUCCCAUGUGUUUUGUCAAUUCCACCAGAGUGGCAGUUGAUUGAUCCCACCAUACACAUGUUUGUGUUACAAAACCGAUAAUAUUUUGUUAAUUUCAUGGUUCCAAGUUAGACUAAAAGGCCAUCUUGAAGUUGCAUCCAAUCUCCUAGCUAUGAAGCCACGUUGUAAAUGGUGUUUGUCACAUGGCAAGUUCUUCUGCUGCCUGUUGGAAAACAGGAUUUUGACACGCAUAGUAAUUCAACUAGAUGAGGUGGCUGCUACAGCAGAGCUGCAAAACUUGUGAUGGAGGUUUCUGAUGGAGAGCCUAUGGUCGUUCCCCCCCCCAAAAUGCCACACAUCCUCCUCCUUUCAUUCAUCAGCAGGAACAGGGCAGAGUUGCUUCCCUGGCUUCCCAAUGCAGAGGUAGCUGCUGCUAACUAAGAGGUGAGGCGGCAGGAAGGUCCAUGUUGGCAAUGUGGCAGAGCCGAUCUGUCACUCCUGAGGCUGCCCCUUGCCUCUCUCCCUCUUGGUUGCCAGCAGCGACUUCUGCAUUGGGAAGCCAAGUAAGUAACUUGUUUGAAAAUGUGCUGCUAGUGCCAUUACAAAAUGGCUGCUGUGGUGUGCGGCAUAACACAAAAUGGCUGCCAGAACAGAGCGGGGAGGGGAGAGGAACACAAAAUGGUGUGGGCAUGUUUCCCCUCAAUGAGAAAAAGCAUUUACACCAGCCACCUACUUCCAUGCUUGCUCACAGAGAGGAGGUUCUUUGCUCUGUUCUGAAGGAAGGGUGGGAAUGAAAUGUCAUGUUGAAGGAAGCAUAUUCAGUAUGGGAGAAACCAAACCAGGACAAAGAGGAAUUGAACAGCAAGAGCAUAUAGUCUGCCAUGCAGUGUGGAUUUUUGAGGGGAUAAUUACUGAGAUUCUUCACAGCUGGCAUAGGAGGUAAUUGUGGGCACACUGGCACCAGGUUGGCAGCCGUCGAAUUGAUGCAAUUGCCUGUUGUGUUUGGAGCACAUACUCUUUUCCAAAGGUGGCAAAGUUAGCUCUCAAAGUCUAAAUUACUUCCAUCCUAUCGUAACUCCCAUAAAUGCUUUAGGGUGGGAUCCAGCCACAUCUUCACUGAUGGAAUUUUCAAAACAUGAAGCAUAACCCUGUCAUGAUGUGUUUUAAACCCCUAUCAUCGCUGGAGCAUGGAGAAAGAGCUCUGUUUGUAAGGAGGCUUAAGACUUGAGCUGGGGGGAAAUUCAGUUCGGUUCUCAUUUAAACACAGGCCUGUGUAAUUUGCACUUCCUGAAACAACGCACAAACUGAUACACAGCCGUCCUUCAAGAUUUGCACUCCUUUGAAUUUUGCAAUGCAGUUCCCCAGCCAAAUACAAAAGAUGUGUAUAUUAGGGAAAAGUGUGCAUUAAAAUGCAUAUAUUAGUGAAAAUGACAUAGAGGAAUGUGUAUAUUUGACUAAACUGCAUACAGAAAUGUGUGUAUUAGGAGAAAUUCACAUUAAAAUGCUGGCAAAUA